AUGACAAUCAACCAUACCGUCAUUCAAUGCAGCAACGGCGGAGAUUCGCCCGGCCUCCUCCGCAUGCACAGCAACCAGUCCUCGGACCACAUCGCCACAAGAGACAACAUCGCGGAGCUUCUCAAGAAUGAUGUCAAAGUCAAAGUGGCCGGGGUAGAUUGCGACGGCCUGCUCCGCGGCAAGAUGAUGGCCAAGUCCAAGUUCCUCGCGAGCGUCGACGGCGGAUUUGCUAUGAGCUCUGCCAUCUUUGGCUGGGACAUGCACGACCUCCUCCAUGUCACGGAGACCAGCAUCACGACUUCUAGCGAAGGGUACGCAGACUUUCUUGCGACGCCCGACCUGACCACGUUCCGAAGACUGCCGUUCGAAGACAACAUUCCGUUUUUCCUGGUUACUUUCUCCGCGCAGGGCAGGCCAGUCUCCGCCUGUGGCAGAAGCUUGCUCGGGUCCAUAUGUGAAAAGCUGUUGGACUCUCGUGGCUACACCGCGUUGGCGGGAGUCGAGCUCGAGUUUAUGAACUUCCAAACCCCCUCGGAGGACGGCUACCAAGACCACUCCGCGCGACGAAACCUCGCCGGAUACCUAUCUCGCCACAGUGCAAAGAACUUGCGGCCCCUUACAGCCGGCAUGUUUGGCUACAGCGCCACCAGACCCGUGGCAUACAAGGAGUAUUUCCACCAGCUCUUCGAUGCAGCCGAAAAGCUUAGCUGCAACAUCGAAAGCUACCACACCGAAAGCGGGCCUGGCGUUUUGGAGGUGGCUUUGCAGGUUUCCCCUGCCAAGGAGAUGGCGGAUAAGGUAACGAUGUUCAAGUUCCUGGCCAAAGCAACUGGCAUCGAACACGAUGUGACACCGUGUUUCAUGGCCAAGCCAGUGUACGGUCUGCCGGGAAACUCGGGUCACAUCCACCUGUCCCUUGUUGACGCCGAUGGGAAAAACGUGUUCGCCCGAGACGACUUGGAUACAGAUGCGCCGUGGCCCGAUGUGGCAUCCCUAUCGGAUCUCGGGCGUCAUUUCCUAGCCGGGAUCCUCGACGGUCUCGAGGACGUCAUGGUUCUCUUCGCCCCGACAAUCAACUCGUACAAGCGGCUCGUCGAGAACCACUGGGCCCCCGUCAACGUCAGCUGGGGCCUCGAGCACCGUCUCUCGUCCGUCCGCCUCGUCUCGCCGCCCACGUGCAAGCCCUCGGCGACGCGGUUCGAAGUCCGCCUGCCAGGCGCCGAUCUCCACCCGCACUACGCCCUGGCCGCCAUUCUCGGUCUCGGGUGGCGCGGGGUCGAGAAGAAGCUGGGGAUCAAGGUGCCCCCCUCGGGGUCGCGACCGUCGCAUGAUGCGGCGACGCCGCUGCCGAACACGCUUGAGCGAGCGCUCGCUCGGUUCCGCGCGCCCGGCAGUGUUUCGCGUGAGAUCUUCCCUGGCGAGUUUGUGGACUUCUUUGCCGCCACGAGGGAACACGAGAUUCAACUCUACAGAGAGGCGGUCACCGAUUGGGAGUUCAACAGAUAUAUCGAGACCGUUUAAGAGACUUUUGGGAACACAUCUGGUGCUUGGCCAGGAGGCGUCCAGACACACUGAGGGUCAGAAAAGCCUACGAGCGUUGGUUGAUGAGCAUAAUGGGCAGUGGAGGGAGUUGUCAAAUUUGUUCAAUAUUCCGGAUCCUCGUGUUGAUGACCCAAUUUGCAGCCGUCCAGGCAUAUUGCAUGGUUUGCCGGCUGCGGCUGGCUGGCCUUGCAAUAGCAACAGAAAGACGCGGGACGGCCUCAAGAUCGUCGGCAGUACAGGGUGCCUCUGAGGUUCCCUGUUGUUACAUACAAUACAUACAGAUAUAAACAAACAUAC
Colletotrichum destructivum is the source of this 1839-nucleotide messenger RNA. Its product is annotated as Putative glutamine synthetase, catalytic domain, glutamine synthetase domain superfamily. The transcript is spliced from 5 exons. NCBI's taxonomy places the organism in Eukaryota, Fungi, Ascomycota, Sordariomycetes, Glomerellales, Glomerellaceae. Gene Ontology annotation, molecular function: glutamine synthetase activity. The record is from RefSeq and is a predicted model, not a curated record. Bases 1 to 1521 code for a protein of 506 amino acids.